AUGAAGUUGUUAGAAUUCAAUCCAGGUUCAUUCUCCAAAGUUGAAUAUAAUAUAGGUGGUAUAAAUACAUAUAUCUAUAAUUCUGAAGUUUUGAAAUCCUAUGUUGAAUCAUUUUCACAUCACCAUAGAGAAGAUAUACCAAUCAAUGUCUUAUAUUUAAUUCAUCAAAGGGAAGGAAAUUAUACAUAUACAGAAUCAAUAGCAUACAACAUCUUAAAACAAUACAAGAGCCAGACUCCACUCAUUUGUAUUACAUUUGAUUUGAGAAAUCAUGGAGCUAGAGUCAUCAAUAAUCAAAAUAAUAAAGGGUGGUCAGAAGGUAAUAAAUCGCACGGUGUCGAUAUGUGGAGUAUAAUUAAUGGAACAAUCGAUGAUAUAACGUUGCUUAUGGAUCAAUUGCCAACCUACUUAAACUUGGAACCAUACUUGAAUGAAACUUCCAAGAAUGAACACAAGGUUAAAUUCAAGUAUCAUAACUUUUUAAGUGGUGUUUCUUUAGGUGGUCAUAUUGUCUACAGGUUUGCAUUAAGAUACCCCAAUUUAGUUAAGAUUAUUAAUCCAAUAAUUGGAAGUACUGACCUUACUAGUCUAUUAUAUACAAGAUUAAAAGGGAUUGAUAAUUAUACUAAAAAAUACUUCUAUUUUGAGUAUGACGAAUUGGACUUGACUGAGGAAGAGAGAUUGGAAAUGUAUCCUGAAACAUUACACAACCAGUUAAGUAAAGUCGAUACUGAAAUUUUUGAAAGUUUUCCAAUGGGUCAAGUCAAAUUGUUUGCUUGUUUUGGUGGUAAGGAUGAAUUGGUUCCUUUCCAAUUGAGUAAAACAUGGUGUGAUUUAUACCAGGGUACUAAUACUGAAAGUGGGAUUAUGGUGGAAGAUGUCGGUCAUGAUAUUACUGAAGAUAUGAUUAUUAAAUUUGGUCAAUGGUUAAAUAAACAUGUUUGA
This is a messenger RNA of Insectozyma verbasci, 945 nucleotides long. The record is from the annotation of a GenBank genome assembly. Lineage: Eukaryota; Fungi; Ascomycota; Pichiomycetes; Serinales; Debaryomycetaceae.